GCCAUGUAUGACGUGGCUCUCGUCGUCGGCGCCGGCAGUAAUCUCGGCUACCAAGUCCUCAAGAAACUCACAGAAACCUACAAUGGAAAAAUUUACUUCACCACCGAAGAUGAAACCACAGGCUUCAACAUCCUCAAAAACCUGGAAAGACACAACUUAGAUCUGAACUUCAUACAAAUGGACGUCACCUACACGAAGAGCAUCAUCAAGUUGAGGCACUACAUCCAAGAUUUGGACGAAAGAAUAGACCUGAUCAUCAACGCCACAGACUAUGUUCCAGAGAAAAGGAUUUCGCUAUCAGAAAUUGUUAGGAGGACACUGAGUGUCAAUUUUUACGGAUACAUUAAUUUUGGUAAAUUGGUGUACCCGAUACUGAAUGAGAACGCGAGGGUUAUCAAUGUAUCAGGUCCUGCUGGUCUACUGGCUACUAUAGAAAACGAAGAAAUAAGGAGAAGGAUAAGUGACUCUAAUUUGACAGAGGAUGAGCUGGUGGCCAUCUUGCAGGAUUACGAGCAGGCUGCAAGAAGAGGCACGGAGAAGACAGAAGGAUGGGGAAUGAGCGUGCACUGCGUCAGCAAAGUUGCUUUAAAUGCAGUAACCUUCCUACAACACAGAGAAUGGGCUAGUAAAGGUAUAACAAUUAAUUGCGUGAACCCUGGCAAUCUGAACAGCAAAGAAGGAAGGAAAACGGCAAGAGUCUACGAGGAAGGUGCCAAAGCAAUUUUGUAUUUGGCCUUUGAAGCGCCUUUGACGUUAAAAGGUAAUUUUGUUUGGAGCAAUUAUUCUGUGAUUGAGUGGAACUCUGACCCGUUUGUGGAGGUCACGACAGUGUAAAUAAGUAUUAUAUAUUAUAUAUAACGUAUGAGAUAAUAACAUGUUUGACAAACUCCACGGUAGGUACUCGUGUGAUGAACUCAUGACUAAUUUAAGAGUUCCAGAGAUAAACAAAAGUAUACCUAAAAGUGAUGUGGACAAAGUUGAUAAUAUAAUGUGUACAUAAUAAGAGCUAAUUUAGAAAAUAGUGACUGAUAUAUUUAUUGUUGAAGAUGAAUAAUAAAAUGUA
Messenger RNA from Spodoptera litura, 1063 nucleotides. RefSeq names its product carbonyl reductase [NADPH] 1-like. Gene Ontology annotation, molecular function: oxidoreductase activity. The record is from RefSeq and is a predicted model, not a curated record. Lineage: Eukaryota; Metazoa; Arthropoda; Insecta; Lepidoptera; Noctuidae.